AUGGACAAGCUCUCUGCCAAAGACUUUACCACCUCACGAGGUCCCGACUACCAUUACUUCAUUUCGGAUGCCAAAUCUGCAGACAUCUCGAAGCCAGCGCUGGUCUUUCUGCAUGGAUGGCCAGACAGCUCAGCAUUAUGGGAGUCUGUCGCCCCAAACUUCAUCGAGCUUGGCUACCGAGUCCUCGUCCCUGACCUUCUAGGCUAUGGCGGAACCUCAAAACCCACUGAUGUCGAAAUCUUCACCGGCGCUCUUCAGGCCAAAGACAUCAUCGAAAUCUGUGAUAAUGAAGCUAUCGACAAGAUUAUUCCAAUCGCGCACGACUGGGGAUGCUCAGUUGGAUCAAGGCUUUGGCUCUUCCACCCAGAUCGAGUCGUGGGCAUUGUUCAUAUUUCCGUACCGUAUAUGCCGCCGACCGGCAUUGAAGGGCCAUUGGACCUGGAUAAAAUCAACGAUAUGGUGGAAGCCGCGUAUGGGUUCCGGAGAUUCGAGUAUCAGACUUUCUUUGUCACCGACGAGGCGCCUAAGAUAUGGGAGGAGCAUCUCGAGAGUGCUUGGACGAUCAUGCAUGGGGAUUCUAAGGACCAUAUGAAGACAAUGUUCUGUACUCCAGGUCUCAUGCGACAGUAUCUCCUAAAUGACACCAAAACACCGCUCAAGCCGUAUGCUCAGAACGCUGAUUUGAAGGAUCGUUGGAUUGCGGAGAUGAAGAAAGGAGGGUUUGCCUCGCCCUUCACAUGGUAUCGUUCUCACCAGGCAAAUGUCAAUGGUGCGGUAGAAAAGGACUUUCCAAAAGAGCGAAUCGUUGUCAACGUGCCGUUUCUGUACAUCUCUCAGGACGAGGAUCAGGUCUGCAUUGGGAAAGACAUUUUACGCUCACAGGAAGCUGGUCUUUUGCCGGAUCUGGCUUGGAAGGAGAUUCAGCAGUGUGGACAUUGGGCGCCGCUGGAGAAGCCUGAGGAAGUGACCAGUCUGGUCAAGGAAUGGUUGAGUAGCAAAAGGCUGUAG
Pseudocercospora fijiensis CIRAD86 is the source of this 1008-nucleotide messenger RNA. RefSeq lists its product as uncharacterized. Lineage: Eukaryota; Fungi; Ascomycota; Dothideomycetes; Mycosphaerellales; Mycosphaerellaceae. The record is from RefSeq and is a predicted model, not a curated record. The coding region runs from base 1 to 1008 and encodes 335 amino acids. The transcript has 2 exons. Gene Ontology annotation, molecular function: hydrolase activity.